AUGUGGCCGAAAAGCAUUGCACGAAAAAUCGACGAGUCACAAGAAAUUUUAGAAGCCAAACGGUGUACUCAAAUAUUUAGUGUUCAGAUAGAAAACUCAAUUAUAGAAAAAUAUUCUUCAUUUUCAAAAUUGUUGAGAAUUGUUUCUCUCUGUCUACGUUUUAAAACAAAUACGUUAAAAUGCAAAAAUCGAAUAAUAGGACCAAUCCAAGCGGACGAGCUGCGAAACACAUCGGUUGUAUUAAUUAAAAUAGUUCAAAACUAUACUUGGAGUCAGGAAAUAAAAGAUUUGCAAAAAUAUAAACAGGUCUCCGCGAAAAGUAAAUUAAAAUAUUUGAAGCCGUUCGUAGACGAUAAUGGUGUAAUUAGAGUAGGCGGCCGAUUAAAUAAUGCCACAUCGAUAAGCGUAUUUCAGCGGAACCCAAUACUACUACCUGCGACGAGUAAUUUAACGACCUUACUAUUUCAUUAUGAGCACAUACGAUUACUGCAUGCGGGUCCGCAAACGAUUUUAUCAUCAAUUAGAGAACAAUAUUGGCCUAUCAACGGCAGGAAUAUAGCCAGAAAAACUGUACAUCAGUGCAUUAAGUGCUUCCGAAUAAAACCAACAAUAGUUCAACCAUUAAUGGGUAAUCUGCCAAAGGAACGCGUAAAUCCAAGUCGUCCUUUUAAAAUAUGCGGAAUUGAUUAUGGUGGCCCCUUUAUGGUAAAAUCUAGUUUACAACGCAAAGCUCUUAUAACCAAAGGCUAUAUAUGUAUAUUUGUAUGUUUCGCGACCAAAGCAAUACAUAUAGAAUUAGCUAGUGAUUUAUCAACUGAAUGUUUUUUAAAUGCACUGAGACGAUUUUGCAGCAGGCGAGGAAUAUGCUCAGACAUUUACUCAGAUAAUGCCACAAAUUUCGUGGGUGCUAAUCGCAAGUUACAGGAACUUAAAAAAUUAUUUUUAUCAGACACGUUAGAUUCCGAAAUCCAAAAAUUAACGGCAGAACUUGGAAUACGUUGGCAUUUCAUCCCUCCUAGAUCCCCUCAUUUUGGCGGUCUAUGGGAAGCGGCCAUUAAAUCAGUAAAAACUCACUUAAAUAAACUAAUGGGAAACGCUAUUCUAACCUACGAGGAACUAAACACUGUGCUUGCUCAAAUAGAAGCGUGCUUAAAUUCACGCCCGUUGACUCCUUUAUCAUCUGAUCCAUCUGAUCUUUCUGUACUUACUCCCGGUCAUUUUCUGGUGGGAAGCUCUUUAGUCUCUUUGCCAGAACCUGAUUUCACGACAACACCUCUCAAUAGAUUAACGAGGUGGAGAAGAGUGAGUCAUUUAUUUCAAGAAUUUUGGCGCCGCUGGUCUAAAGAUUAUUUGGUGCAACUACAACAGCGAAAUAAGUGGGAAAAUGACAGAGGACCUAGGCUUCGAAUUGGCACUGUUGUUCUCCUGCGUGAUGACAAUCUUCCCCCUUUGCGCUGGAAAAUAGGACGAGUUGAGGAAGUGCAUGUCGGAAGUGACGGAGUCAUUCGUGUGGCAACUAUUUCAACCUCAAAUGGUCAAUUCAAACGAGCAGUCCGAUUAUUAUGUCCUUUGCCCUUUGAAGGCAAUCAUAAUUAA
Molecule: messenger RNA, 1596 nt
Organism: Metopolophium dirhodum (rose-grain aphid)
Lineage: Eukaryota; Metazoa; Arthropoda; Insecta; Hemiptera; Aphididae
Exons: 1
Coding region: 1-1596 (531 amino acids)
Biological process (GO): DNA integration
Molecular function (GO): nucleic acid binding
Source: RefSeq, a predicted model, not a curated record